AUGUAUGCCUCACUGUUGACUUUCGUCGCCUUUUCUGCCAUUGCCUCUGCGCAUGCAAAUCAUGACCAGAGCCCAAUUCCUGGUCCUCACAAGCAGUUGUGGUACAACUCCUUGCCCGGCGAUGGAGGGACUCAAGCUGACUCCGUCUUCUCUGGAAUCUCGACAUUCGGACGCCUUCCCUUCUUCCCUUGUCUGGCAAGUGAAGAUGAGAAAUAUGAUAUUGCUUUCUUAGGCGCUCCGUUUGAUACCGGGACUUCUUACAGACCAGGGGCGAGGUUCGGGCCUAGUGGUAUCAGACAAGGUUCUCGCCGUUUGAAUCUUUAUGGAGGAUACAAUGUCCCGUUAGAAGCCAAUCCCUUCUCAAGCAAUAUCAAAAUCCUCGACUGCGGUGACAUCCCCGUCACUUCAUACGAUAACACCUGGGCUCUCCGUCAAAUUGAAGAAGGGCACAAUAGCGUCAUGAUGCGCAAACCUUUCACUAACGCCGAAAAAAAGGGACUGUCCAAAGCCGGGAAGACGCUACCACGUGUAAUCACACUAGGCGGUGAUCAUACUAUUACUCUACCGUUGCUACGUAGUAUCAAUAGAGCUUAUGGACCGGUAACCGUCAUUCAUUUUGAUAGCCAUCUGGACACGUGGAAACCAAAAGUCUUCGGCGGCGCUCCUUCAGAGAUUGCUAGCAUCAACCAUGGGACGUACUUUUAUCAUGCGGCCAUGGAAGGGCUGCUUAGGAACGACACAAAUAUUCAUGCUGGAAUCCGCACGACGCUUUCUGGACCGUCAGACUAUGACAAUGAUGGGUAUGUUGGCUUUGAGAUUGUAGAGGCCAGGGAGAUUGAUACUAUCGGUACCGGUGGAAUCAUAAAACGUAUCUGUGAUCGCGUCGGCACCAUCAACCCCGUUUACCUUUCCAUCGACAUUGAUACCCUCGACCCUGCUUUCGCCCCUGCUACGGGCACACCCGAAACCGGUGGAUGGACGACCCGUGAACUCCGCACAAUCGUCCGCGGUCUUGACGGACUCAACUUUGUCGGCGCUGAUAUCGUCGAGGUUGCUCCAGCAUAUGAUACUAAUGCUGAGCUGACAACUAUGGCUGCGGCGGACGUUCUCUAUGAAGUGUUGACGAUUAUGGUUAAGAAGGGACCGUUGAGUUUGUCGGAACGUGAAGAGCUAUAG
Messenger RNA from Talaromyces amestolkiae, 1176 nucleotides. RefSeq lists its product as uncharacterized. The record is from RefSeq and is a predicted model, not a curated record. Lineage: Eukaryota; Fungi; Ascomycota; Eurotiomycetes; Eurotiales; Trichocomaceae. Gene Ontology annotation, molecular function: agmatinase activity; metal ion binding. Bases 1 to 1176 code for a protein of 391 amino acids. The transcript is spliced from 9 exons.